AUGCCUUUUGCCAAAAGGAUCGUUGAACCUCAGUUACUGUGCAGGCACGCGAUUCCGAAUGAUGAGGGCUUGCUUUUCGAGGAUCUGUGUUCAAUCAACAACGUGGCUCUUUCUCGGACCUUGCGGCAGCUCUCCGAUUUGGCCAAGCACGCCUGCUCCCUGUUUCAGGAGCUGGAGAACGACAUCGUCUCCACGAACCAACGGGUUUGGGUUCUGCAGAACAAAAUAGGCAGAAUUCAGCAGACCGCCAGCGGACUAGAUCCCAAACAGGAGGCAGUGCCUGUGUCUAACCUGGAUGUGGAGAGCAAGCUGGCAGGGCACUACCAGUCGCCAUGGCACCUACAACGCAACGUGUUCCACCCCUCCACCCGGCCACCGUGUGUGGAGGAGCUACACCAGCACGCCAAGCAGAACCUGAGGGCACUGCACAGAGAUCAACAGCAGCGUCAGAGGACAAGCAGUCGAGAGCGCAGGGUGACCAUCUCCAUUUCAGUGGCACCCCCGAUGCCCACAUACCCAUCGCCCCGCACCCUGAGGCGACGUGAGCAGAGGGGCAGACAUCCCCGAACGGAGAGAUCUGUAAGGGACACUGAGUUUCAGCCAAUACAGAGAAAGUUUGAGAGAAAGCGCUCCUCUUCCCCCACUGAAUGUUGCUACUAUACCCCCUGGAGCAGAAAGGACGCCCAUCCCACAGACCCUGAAAUGGAUGUGUUGGUACUCGGUCACAGGCCUAAGUGCCCUGUUCCCAAUAUCCCCUCCACUCUGGACAAGCAGACUAACUGGUCAAAAGCACUGCCUCUCCCCACCCCAGAGGAGAGACUGAAAACCCAGUCCCAAGUGAUCUCCUCGUGCGUUAUUCCCAUUAACGUCACCGAGGAGGUCUCCGUCGUUGCCUCUCCUCCUGCGAUUUCAGCAUUCCUCAGGGUUGGAUUUGACAGAGAAGCUAGUGUCCGCUGCUCACUUGUGCAUUCUCAGUCGGUGCUUCAGAGACGGAGGAAACUGAGAAGACGGAAGACCAUCUCGGGCAUACCUAGACGAGUGCAGCAAGAUUUAGACUCUGAUGAAUCCCCGGUGGCGAGAGAACGAACCCUGAUUGUGCAUGCCAACCCCAACUUCUCCAUCUGCCACGAAGAGCUCUCUCUCAGUGGCCGCCUGAACACUAAGGACUCGGGUUGUCAGACAGAGGACUUCCUGUUCACCGCACCCUCACGAAGGCGGAUCAGGGCUCAGAGGGGCCAGGGCAUCCCCACCUCCUUAUCCCACUCCACUGGCAACAUCACCUCCCUGCCAGACAGCUCGGACACCAUGUUUACAGCCGCAGUGGGAAGUCGCCUGCGCUCCCGAAGCUUGCCACGUGAGGGCGGGCGGCUUGUCGAUGAAGACCAUGACGACAGUGAUGAAGACGAAGAUGAUGAUGAAGAGCUCUCGCCCUACGAGGCGGAGGAGUUCCUGCCAGGUCCUGGGGAGCUGAUCCUGAAAGACGAGGAAGAAAGCACGGAUGACCAGGCUAUACCAGAGUGCCAGCUGAUUGGCCUCAAGUGUAAGCAGACCUCUGACCACACAUGGAUUGAGCGGGGAAGGUCACGACUCCCACGGAAAAUUGACAUGGGGAGUUGCGAGAUCUCCUCCAGCUCAGACACCUUCAGCAGCCCCAUCCACUCUAUCUCCACCACAGGAGUGCUAGGUACCCAGAUUGACCACAAGGAAGACCACCAAUCCUCCAGUGGGAACUGGAGCGGCAGCAGCUCCACAUGUCCCUCCCAGACAUCAGAAACCAUACCCCCUGCCGCCUCACCACCCCUGACUGGAUCCUCCCACUGUGAUUCAGAGCUGUCCCUCAAUGCAGCUCCUAGUGCUGGUGAUGACACCUCCGGCUUCAUAAGCGACCCUUACCAAAAUGACCGCCCACAGGUUCGAGGCCACAGGGCCAGUUCCUUCACCUCCACGGUGACUGACCUGCUGGAUGACCCUAGCAACAGCACAGCGAGUGAUGGUGAGUGGAAUUACCUGCACCAUGAGCAUGGCAAGUCUUGCCACCUGGACUUCAGUCCCCCACGGUCCAGAGGAGAUGAAGGUGGUCUGGAGUGUCCCAGCUUCACAAGUGUGGCUACAUACGAGAGCUUUGCAGACAAACCCCCAUCUGAGAAGGCGGACUCCAGUUCACACUACUCCAUAGACACGGAAGGCUAUUAUACCUCCAUGCACUUUGAUUGUGGUCUCAAAGGUAGCAAUAGCUACAUCUAUAACUAUGCAGCCAUGGGCUCUGACGGUGGCCAGGGCAUUAAUGUCGCAUCUAGUAUGAGUGGAUACCAUCAGUCAGACUAUAGAGAUCACAUGACACUGGGAAGACACUGUCGUUCCUUAAAGAAACCAAAGGUGAAGCCAGACCCACCAAAACGCAGUUCUUCACUGAAGAAAAUUAGCAGUGGUGCAAAUGUUCCUGACAAGAAUGAACCAAAGAUAAACAGUGGGCAGCACCUGCCAUUGUCUUCCAGGGAAAUGAAGCUUGAACUAGACUUAGCCAGCCCCCCAGGCCAGUUGGAAAACCUUACUUUAGGUGAGGAGCCUGUGGAAGCCUGGGGUGUAGAGAAUGCUGGUGAGAUAACUGACUCCAACCUCUUUGGCUCCACAGACACACACUCCUUUAAGGACGAAGGUGCCGUACAGUCCGACUAUGCAGACCUCUGGCUUCUCAAUGACUUGAAGUCCAAUGACCCAUACAGGUCAUUGUCCAACUCCAGCACUGCUACGGGUACAACUGUCAUUGAAUGCAUAAAGUCACCAGAGAGCUUAGGAUCACAGAACUCCCAGUCUGGCUCCAGAGCCGCCACUCCUUCCCUUCCGUCUGUGGAGAAUGAGUUCAAGCUGGCCUCUCCGGAGAAGCUAGCGGGCUUGGCGUCGCCCUCCAGUGGCUACUCCAGCCAAUCAGAGACACCAACAUCUUCCUUCCCUUCCGCAUUCUUCCCCGGGCCUAUAUCCCCCACCAGUGGCAAGAGAAAGCCCAAAGUUCCAGAGAGAAAGUCCUCUCUCUCUUCCCUACAGCAGCAGUUCUCCUCCAGGGAUGGAGGCACCUCAUCCAAGAGAGACCUUGAGCUACCAAUUAUACCUCCGACCCAUCUCGACCUAAGUGCUCUUCACAAUGUCAUCAGCAAGCCUUCAGCCCACAGGACCCAGCUGCAUAUUCUCCACCAGAAUAAGCAGAAGGCAGCUGCAGCGGCUGCUGCUGCGGCAGAGGCCAGGGCAGUGGCUGCAGCCUCUGCCGCUAAUCUAGAGGCGCCUUUAGCUAUCACGCCCACUGUGCUCCGCUCAGUCCAGCUGCGAUCCAUCAGCAGGCUUGGUGAAGGCUGCCAGGACCGGCCCAACCAAGAGGUUGCUGCCAGGCCCAAGUGUCCCACCGUGACAGUUAUUGCAGCUGCCCCUAUCCACAGGUUAGCCGAGUCCAAGAGGCCCACAACCCACAAACCCGCUGCCGAUCACCCUUCUCAGGAGUAUCGCGAAUCACUGUAUACACCAGGUGAUGGACCCACAGCAAGGGAUGUAGCCUAUAACGAGCACACAAAGUACAGGCAGGACAGACAUGCCUCAGGGCCUCUCUGGUCUAUGACCGCAUUCAGAACACCCCUAGACCCAAUGUCCAUGGAGGAUGCUCCCCCUAGGAGGCCACCAGCCUAUGGGACAAGAAAUGAGAUCCAAAGCAGCCAGGACCCCAGAGGAAUAUCCGAUACCCCAGCCCGCCCCAAAGACAACAUGGGACAUGAGCAGAAGAGCAUGGUGAAGGCCCCGUUUCUACGUGGUGACAGCCUGGAAAAAGACCAGAACCAACCGACAAGGAUCGAGCCAGGUGCUGAGGGUUCCUUGUGUAUGACAGAGACGGGUUAUCCCCCUGAUCUGAGUGAUGCUGCAGCAAGAAGGCCCAUCUUCGGUGCAAGCGGCAGCCUUGACAAAGUGCCUGUAACUAUGUGUCAAUCUGAAAUAUUGCAAGCUUACACAAUCAGUGAUGCGGGUAGCAAUGAGGAGGAAUAUGAACCAUCAGGUGUUCCUACCAGAAGUGCCUCACAGGACUGCAGGGAAGAGGGAUCAACACCAGACACAGAGGAUUACUUCAGUAAAGAGUCAACUCCCAGCGACAACUCACUUUCUCCUUUGAAUGACGAAGCAAAACCAGAAGAUGACAGCGUUUUUAUGUCACCCAAUAAACUACGAACGACCGAAGAUCUGUUUGCUAUGAUUCACAGAUCAAAAAGGAAAGUGCUCGGCAGAAAAGAUUCAGGAGAGCUGAACGCAAGAAACCGACUGAGCACUACUUCGGUGGGUUCCCCAGCCAGCAACCCGGCAACCACUCCUACCACCCCCACAACCCCAGUGACCCCAACUGGCUCACAACGAGUCCCAGGGCCCAUCUACAGGAGUGCAAAGAAAUCCAGCACCUCCAAUGAGGAAUUCAAACUGCUACUGCUGAAGAAGGGAAGCCGGACUGACUCCAGCUACCGGAUGUCAGCCACAGAGAUCCUGAAGAGCCCCAUCACGCCCAAGUCUUUGGGGGACCUGGGGGCUGAUGAUGUCCGGCAGCCAGAGGAGCUGUUUUCUCCCCUUCCACAAUCACCCUCGGGGGCCGAGGAGCUCCCCAGUCCCUUUCCCAAGGCCAAUACCGAGGGCUUCUCCCCGAAAUCGUUCCCCAUGUCUGCUUCCUCGCGACAGGGCCGGUCCCGGAUUCCACCAGCGGCUAACAGCAGCCGCUACAGCACACGCAGCCGGCUCUACACCGCGCCCAUGCAGGCCAUCUCUGAGGGGGAGACUGAGAACUCUGAUGGCAGUCCGCACGACGACCGUUCCUCACAGAGCUCCACCUAA
Molecule: messenger RNA, 4851 nt
Organism: Conger conger (European conger)
Lineage: Eukaryota; Metazoa; Chordata; Actinopteri; Anguilliformes; Congridae
Product: actin remodeling regulator NHS-like
Exons: 11
Coding region: 1-4851 (1616 amino acids)
Biological process (GO): lens development in camera-type eye; cell differentiation
Source: RefSeq, a predicted model, not a curated record